AUGACUUUUCUUGUUGGAAAGCCGCUGACGAUGGCCAUUACGGCCACUGCUGGCAGUGGCUUCCUUCUUUUCGGUUAUGACCAAGGUGUCAUGUCAGGUCUCUUGUCGGGAGAUGCAUUCGUUCACACAUUUCCCGAGAUUGACACCACCACUGGUGGCACUGGUAGCUCGACUUUGCAAGGAACUGUUGUCGCCAUCUAUGAGAUUGGUUGUUUCCUGGGUGCCAUUAUGGCCCUGGUUUGGGGUGAGAAUGUUGGACGUCGCAUGUGUAUCAUGGCUGGCUGUGUCAUCCUCUCAAUCGGUGCUGCCCUACAGGCCACUGCUUACGGUAUCCCCCAUAUGAUCGUGGGUCGAAUUGUAGCAGGUGUUGGAAACGGACUCAACACUAGUACCAUCCCGGUUUGGCAUUCCGAACUGAGUAAGCCUGAGAGCCGCGGGAAAGGGCUCGCUAUUGAAUUGUGUAUCAAUAUUUUCGGUGUUAUGACUGCGUACUGGGUCGACUAUGGCAUGAGCUACGUCAAGAACGACGCCCAAUUUCGAUUCCCCCUUGCCCUUCAGAUUCUCUUCGCUAUCCUUACUUUUAUUGGCAUCCUUGCCUUGCCCGAGUCACCUCGUUGGGACGACGCAGUCGUUAAUCAAGAUAUUGCCGAAAUUACACAAGCUAUCCGGGAGGAACAAUCCGCUACAGAAGAGAGCUCUUUCAUGAUGGUGUUCAAGAACGGUCCUCAGAAGUUUCUGUACCGGACACUCUUGGGUAUGGGCGGACAGAUGAUGCAACAGUUGUCCGGUGUGAACCUGAUCACAUAUUACAAUACCGUUAUCUUCGAAAAGUCUGUCGGUAUGACCCAUAACUUGGCGCUGCUGUUGGCAGGCUUCAAUGGCGUGGCGUACUUUGUGUCCACUCUGGUCCCUAUCUGGACAAUUGAUCGGCUCGGUCGACGGAAGCUGAUGCUUUUCGCUGUGGUUGGACAAGGGGCGUGCAUGGCUAUUCUGGCCGGCACAGUGGCGGACGGUGGCCAUGCCGCUGGUCUGGUAGCCACCGUGAUGCUAUUCCUUUUCAACUUCUUCUUUGGGGUGGGAUUACUUGCCAUUCCAUGGCUCUUGCCUGCGGAAUACUCCCCGUUGGCUACUCGUACCCGAUCCGCAGCAUUGGCUACGGCAACCAACUGGAUCUUCACUUUCUUGGUAGUGGAAAUCACCCCGGUCAGCAUUGACAACGUUGGGUAUCGCACGUAUAUCUACUUUGCAGUGUUCAACUUCUGCUUCAUCCCUCUGAUUUACUUCUUCUACCCUGAGACGCGCAACCUCACCCUGGAACAAAUCGACCACUUGUUCACUGGCGAGAAGGUGAAGCUUCAUUGGCACGCAUCGAUGGGAACUGCCGGCGACGCCGAGCACAUAAGACAAGACAUAUCAAUCUUAAGUCUCGCUCAAGACAUGAACCACGGCUCUGCAGCACCGAACCUGCAUCCCUGGUUCUACGUAACCUACUCCAUCAUUCCAGAGGCCAUCUCCGUGUUUUCCCCACAUUUGAUCAAACCCGGUGGCGGUUAUCGGUUCCCGAUCCGUUCUUCAAUCACCUCAAUCACCAUGACCGCCAUGCCUCAGGACACGGACUCCUUGCGUCAUGCUCCCCGGAAGCGUACACGCACCGGCUGUAUCAACUGCAGUAGACGCAGACGAAAAUGUGACGAGUCCAAACCAACAUGCACCGGCUGCAGACGGCGCGGCGAGAAGUGCCAAUGGCGUGUACUAGGCUCCUUCCGGGAGGCCAAUAUCAAAGUCCUCGAGCCCGGCCAUCCGUCCAUGAACCAAUCGGUUGGUCGGAAUAGUCGGCAGAGUAAAUUCAAGAUAUUGAAUGUCGACCCUCCUUCGGCCCGAAAAGAGCGUGCUCGUAAAGAGCAGUCGAUGCCCGAGAGGGCACCAUCCCCUCAACCCCAGCAGGAGGAGGCAUCUGCGCCUUCGCCGCUACCUGCUGACUUCAGUCAUUGCGAUGAUCCGGGUCUUUCCCCGUCGCUGUCGAGUAAUGCUUCCUUUUACCCGGCUGCGGAGGUCCGCAACCAUGAACGCGAUGGUGGCCGCAACGAUGAGGCGACUAACGAUCUUCCCAAUCAUAUUACCCAUAACACUUCACCUAACCACCCCUAUAUGCAUUCCAGUCCUGAAUUUGUUAUAGAUGAGCUCGCUGCAUUACGGAAUUUCUCCAACCAUGCAGCAUCCUUCCCUCAAACUGCCCAGGAGCCUUACCAAGCCAUUGCCUCACCUCUCUUUGAUCACAGCGUCUUCUCCGAUCCAGUCAACUUCACUAAUGAUGUCUUUCUGCCUGGAUCCGCCUAUGAGGCGCUUCACACUACGCUGCGGAACCGCCAGCUCUGGACUGCCCGGCCGGACAUCCCCAGUCGGUGCAGCUCGCCAGCGUCAGUUCCAGAGUCCGGGGCAGUGACUCCCAAUGAGCUACAUCCGAGUCAAGUAAACCAGUACUCGAGACCAAGACGCCCGUUUGAACUGUCACCAGCUCGGGAAAAUGUGUUGUGGCAGAACUAUCUCAAUGAAAUUUGUCUAUGGCUUGACAUGUUCGACAACCAUCGUCACUUUGCCUCGACCUACCCUCAAAUGGCCAAGUCAGUGCCACAUCUUCGCUAUUCUAUCCUGGCCCUAUCCGCCCGCCAGAUCGAGCGGAAGCAAAACCAGAAGUCCCAGUCCGAAAGUCUUUCCUUGUACCAGGAGGCAAUCCAUCUCCUCCUCCCGGAGCUAGAAAGCAAGACGACACCAGUGAUAGCGUCCUGUGUGAUUCUAUGUGUAUUGGAAAUGCUAAGCUGCAAUCCCAAAGAAUGGCGCCGCCAUCUAGACGGCUGCGCAUAUCUAAUCCAAGCAGCCGAGAUCAACGGAUUCUCCGGGAAAGAAGAACAAGCCCUCUUCUGGUGCUUCGCGCGAAUGGACGUCUGCGGCGGCCUCAUCUCCGAGGAAGAGACCAUCAUCCCCAUCCACCACUGGAUCCCCAAGGACAUGAGCCCGGCCGAAGCCUCCCAGCACUUCCUCGCCUCCAACAUAUCCGCCUUCGACACCUACGCAAACUACACCGUCUACCUCUGCGCCCAGACCCUCGGCGUUCUCUUCAACCCCUCCUCCCAACUCCCGCCAUCCUGUGUAUCGUGUCGAUACCUCGGCAGUCCUGACGAUCGAGACACGUACGUGCACCGCUGGACACGUCUUUUCGACAGCGUCGAAGAGUGGUACGAUAACCGGCCGAGCCAGAUGAAGUCGAUCUUCGUCAUACCGGCUUCAGCGGGGCCGAGGCCGUUUCCGACGGUUCUUCCAUUUCUCUCGCUCGCUUAUAUACUGACGCGGCUAGUCUCUGGCAAUCAAUUGUAUCAUACGUGUGCGUUACUGUUGCUUCAGCGCAAGCCGAAGACUCUUUCUCUCUCCCGACGACCGAUCUGUGCGAUCUCCGCUUCGAACACUCACCACGGCUGCUGGACAAACGCCCUACAACCCCUCUGGCUAGCCGGCAAAGCCAUGUCACAUCACUCCGAGCACACAGCCAUCAUCGAAACAUUGACGCGUGUCGAGCGCGAGACCGGUUGGGCGACAGCAUGGAGAGUCGAGGAUCUAAAAGACUUCUGGGGCGAAGACGACGACAUGGACGAGAUGGAGCCGAUGCGGGUCGACGUGGAGGGGGAUGUGAGUCUGCAGACGCCGCGGAGUAUCCGGAGCCCAUUAGAAGUAUAA
This is a messenger RNA of Aspergillus pseudonomiae, 3729 nucleotides long. RefSeq lists its product as uncharacterized. The record is from RefSeq and is a predicted model, not a curated record. Gene Ontology annotation, cellular component: membrane. Lineage: Eukaryota; Fungi; Ascomycota; Eurotiomycetes; Eurotiales; Aspergillaceae. Gene Ontology annotation, biological process: regulation of DNA-templated transcription; transmembrane transport; carbohydrate transport. The coding region runs from base 1 to 3729 and encodes 1242 amino acids. Gene Ontology annotation, molecular function: zinc ion binding; carbohydrate:proton symporter activity; DNA-binding transcription factor activity, RNA polymerase II-specific. The transcript is spliced from 26 exons.